GGAAUAGGGGGAGUCGCUUGGUGUCCACUUUGAAGCCUAUGGGGAUUUUUCCUAACCCAGAGGAAAGGUGACAUUAGGAAACAAUAGUGAAUAACAAUUUCACAGGUGUUUCAUUCCCUGCACCUAAUGUGGAUGACCUUGGCAGCUUCUCUCCUUGAGCAUGAAGUGCAUCAUUACUGGUGGUAAUGUGAAAGCUCUGGGAAAAGCGGUGCACUCUCUCUCCCGCAUUGGAGAUGAAGUCUACAUUGAGCCGCUGAAGGAAGGGCUCUCUUUACGUGCAGUAAAUGCAUCUCGUUCGGCAUAUGCCUGCUUCCUGUUCGCCCCACUCUUCUUCCAGCACUAUGCACCUGGAGAAUCAAGGCCUGUCCCUGAUGCAGGCCCUGUCAGAUGUAAAGUGCUUAUGAAGUCUUUCCUUGCUGUAUUCCGCUCACUUUCCUUGCUGGAGAAGACUGUGGAGAAAUGUCUCAUCUCACUGCGUUUCUGCGCCAGCAGGCUCCGUGUGCAACUGCACUGCAAAUAUGGUGUUAUCAAGACCCAUGACUUAUUGUUCCAGGAGUGUGAAUCACUGCAGGCAGUUUUUGACACAGAACAGUGCACCCAUACUCUGCGUGCUCCUCCCAGGUUAUUAGUGGAUGCUGUGGUCCAUUUCCCAUUGACACUGGCUGAGGUGACAAUGAGUGCCAGCCCUGGUGGGAAAGUGACCUUCCGAAGUUAUCUGGAAGAAGAGCCAGAGGCUGGACAGACGAUGCUGACAGAGCUGUGUUUGAGUGAGGAUGAGUUCCAGGUAUUCCAUGUCAAGGAGGAGACACAAGUUACAUUCUGCCUUAAGGAAUUUCGGGGUCUUCUAAGUUUUGCAGAGUCUUCAAGUCUUCCCCUUAAUGUCCACUUUGACAGCCCUGGCAGGCCAGCCAUCUUCACUUUAGAGGACCCCCUGCUGGAAGUGCAACUGGUCUUAGCCACACUGUCAGAGACAGAUAGUCACAGUUCCCAGAUGACCAGCUGUACAGCCAAGGCUGUUGCACCUGCUUAUGACUUCACCAAUGAUGAUAUUGAUGCCUACAUGAUUGCCAUGGAAACCACAUGUGCUGGCAUGGAUCAGGCGUGUCCAUCUCCCAGUCCCACCUUCCCUACACGAUGUACCAGUUCUGACACAAAAGACUUGGAUAAUGAUCAUGAAGAGACUGUGCCAGGCACACCGCCACAAAAAAAGUUCCGUUCCUUGUUCUUUGGCUCCGUCCUAAACCAGUCGCAGACCCUGCCCUACCCAGGCUCUGGGCAAGAGGUGCUAGCAGAGGACAGUGAGGGAGAAUCCUGAGAAGGUUUCUGCCCAUUGAGAUGCAACAGGUGCUUCAUCAUGACAGCCAAGAAGAACAACUGCAAUUGGUGGACUAGGGAGAAACGACCAGUCCACUCCUCUCCAGAUAAGAAUCAAGAGGAAUCCCAGGAAUGCAAUCCAUAGAGACCUUUCCUUAUCACAAGCACUCAUUUCUUAUAUGGCAGUGUUUCUGUGGGCAAAAAAGCUGCUUGCUGCUGCAGACAGGACCCUGCAGGCCUAAUAUAUUCAAUGAUGAGCUCAAUAUUUUUGCAAUGCUGUUGAAAAAUGUGAAUGUGCAGAUCAGAUGCUAUGUUGCAACCGUCUUUUGACUGACCUAGAGAGGCAUGGUAGGUCCAUUUUCCAGUAAAUAUAUUUCAAGGUGUUUGGACAACUGUAAACUAUUGACACGAGAGGCAGAUCACUAGUUCCACCCUUACUUUGAUGCCUUCUGCAGCUCCAGAAGCAGCUUUCUCUCCCUCCUCCUCCACAAUUAAUCUGUUAUGGAGCUUAACAUAUCAUUAGUCAUAAAGUGUGUAGAAGCUGAAAGAGGACCACUGCAGGAAGUGAAAUACCAGGGGCGGAGAUGUUAGAGCUACAUUAUUGGCCCCAAAAGUCAUCAGAGGUGGUGGUAAAGGGCUGAACUGGACCACUGUUAGGGCUUUUUCUGUACCACUGCUUGUGCCCUGGUCCAUGCCAAACAGCCAGAGAAAGUAGGCCCUCAGGAACAGCCUACUGGGGGAUCUGCAGAGGGAGAGGGGGUUGACAGGAAUUGGUGGAACCAUAUAUAUGAAUACUGGCACUUUUAAAACCAAACAAAAAUCACUGGGCAGAACUACUUCUCAUUUGCUGUAGGGCCUGCACUAAGUUAAAAAAGUAUUAUGAGAAACUUCUUGGAUUUAUUUUUACAGCAUAAAUCCCCUUGAGCAUAGUCGCAACUGCAAGAAGCAACCUAUAAUCUGCAGAAAUACAGACUGCUCAGUCUCUUAGGUGGAGUCCAAAUAUGCAAGCAGUUGUUUAUGGGAACAUAACUCUGCAGUUCUACAAUACAAUGCCACUGACCUUACCACACAUAGUAUCACCCAGAAAACAACAUAAAUCUCCUCACAGUGGUCCUGCUUUGCCCCUUUUUCUGAUUAAGCCUGCCAAGAUUGUCUGGGUCCAACAGGAAAGCUCAUAAUACAGUGUUUUGGGUUGAGCUUUAAAGAGGCUAAGAUCUUAAAGAGAAGAAACAAAAGGCUGAUUCAUAUUUCAAAUGCAAGGGCAAAGGACCCCUUAAAGAGCUUGCAGCACAUGAGAGAGAUCUGCUAGGGUUAAAAUAAAUGCAGUGUUUAUAGCAGCUCCCCUUGGAAGUCCCUAAUGGGAAGAAGAAUGUAUGUGGGGAAUGGGUUCACAGCUGGACUGCACCACUGGCCACUAGUUACAGUAGACCAGGGGUAGGGAACCUUUCACACCCAAAGAGCCAUUUGGACCCGUUUUCCACGGAAAAGAAAACACUUGGAGCCGCAAAUACUUUUUGACAUUUAAAAUGAACACUGUGUGUGUGUGUGUACGUACACACACACACACACCCCUUUACGCUUUGUAUAAAACAUCUAUUUCUACACUGCAGAAGAACUCUCUUCUAAUCCCAGCUUCUUACUCUGGGAUGUAAUAAACCUAGAAAGCAUGGUAGUGUCACUGUUUUUGAAGGCAAGGUUAUAGUUAUCAAAUUUUCAAACACACUGAAUUUAUUAAAAUUUGGAAGCAAAGGA
Molecule: messenger RNA, 3066 nt
Organism: Sphaerodactylus townsendi
Lineage: Eukaryota; Metazoa; Chordata; Lepidosauria; Squamata; Sphaerodactylidae
Gene: RAD9A
Product: RAD9 checkpoint clamp component A
Exons: 12
Coding region: 161-1315 (384 amino acids)
Biological process (GO): DNA replication checkpoint signaling; mitotic intra-S DNA damage checkpoint signaling; DNA repair
Cellular component (GO): checkpoint clamp complex
Source: RefSeq, a predicted model, not a curated record